This is a messenger RNA of Brugia malayi, 3477 nucleotides long. RefSeq lists its product as uncharacterized. The coding region runs from base 1 to 3477 and encodes 1158 amino acids. Lineage: Eukaryota; Metazoa; Nematoda; Chromadorea; Rhabditida; Onchocercidae. The record is from RefSeq and is a predicted model, not a curated record. The transcript is spliced from 24 exons.
AUGGAGGAUCGUGAUGAUGGUAUCGGAUCGGAAAUACAUACUCCAAGAGAUGCUCAGAGUGCCGAGGAAUCACAUCGUAAUCCUGUUGUCCAAGAAAAUGAGGGUGUAAAUGGAAUUGGUAUUCUGAUAGCAUCGUAUCCGGCACUGUCGGUUUCUACAAACACUUCGACGCCAAUCAGACCACAAAAUCAGCAAAUUUCCCAUCACGUCCCAGGGAUAUCACCAAUUCGAACAGUUCCACAAGUAAAAUGUGGAGAUGGCGACGCGACAACUGUUUUAGACUGUUCGAAGGGUGAAACGAGUAAUGGACUUGUCGGUGAUAAGCAGUACACUAAAUUAGAUUUGGCUGUGAUGCUGCGCGACAAACAUUCGGAAUGUAUUGGGUUGGAGAGAGAGAAUGAACGGUUGUCACAAUUAAUCGAAAGGCUUACAAAUGAAAAUCAUCAUUUCCAAGACCAGGUUUCCGUCUCGAAGGACCAUGCUGCAACUUUGGCCAAAGAAAUGGAGAAACUGAAGGAAGUUGCGGAAGAAAAUGAAUCAAAGUUUGUGGAAUGCCAACAUCAAUUACGAAUAGCCGAGCAGAAAUUAGCACUUUUAGAAAAUAUUUCGAUUGAUGUAGAAGCAGAUAAGGUGCCUGAUGUAGAAAUACUGAGAAAGUUGCAGGAUGAAAAUACUGCAAUGCAAGCAAAAAUUUCAGAGCUUAAAUUUGAGCUGGAAAUAGGGAAGGAAGGAGAAAAAAAUGCUGAAAUCUGGAUGAAGAAAUAUAGUAUCGCUGAAAAUAACAUAGUACAAGUAUACGAGAUGAAGGAUGAUUUGGAAAAAAAAUUAGAAAAUAGACGAGCCGAAAUUAACAUCUUAAAUAAGGAAAAAAAAAGUUGCGAAGAGAAGUGCAACGAAUUCAAAAGAUUAUAUGACGAAAGUACUAGAAAAGUUGCUGAUUUGGAGAAACAAUUAUUUGUCACUGAGAAAAAGUUUGAGCAUUUACAAGAACAAGACUCGAAAAUCACGGAGUUGGAGCAGAAAUUGGAAAUAGAAAAGAAAAAAUGGGAGAAUGAACGCGAACAUUUACAGAAAGAAAAAUUGGGUCUCGAAAAACGGAUUGAGCAACUUGCACUUACCAAUUAUGCACUGUCAAAUGAAAAGCAGGCAUUACUUGAAGCUGAUAACAAAGGUCUAAAAGAAUUGGCUGCAUGGCAGGAGAAAAACGGGAAGCUUACUUUGCAGAACACUCAGCUUGCCGAUGAACUAAAAAAAUAUCGUGAUAUGGAUUUACGAUUAACAGAAUGCUUAGAUGAAUUAACGAAGAAGAAUUCAUUAAUCGAAGAACUGAAUGAACAAAUAACUAAAAGUAACAAUGAUUUGAAAAGAUUUCGCGAUGAAACUAUUUAUUUGAGGACACAAUUAAGUGAAAAAACAAAAACGAAAAGUGGAAUUGAGGAAAAUAGGGCUCUUGAAAAGAAAAAACUGUCUGAUCGUGAACAUCUGAAAGAAGCAGUUGUGGAAAAUGGCACGUUAAUGGAUCAAAUUGCUAGUGAAAAGCAGAAAAACAAUGAAUUUGCAUCAUUGCUUGAGAAGCGUGAAUUGGAACUCGACAACAUUCGAACUCUUAUGGAUAAGAAGCAGAAGCGGAUAGAAGAUUUGAUGGAAGAAAAAGCAGACCUGAAGCAUGAAAAUUCACGUUUGAAGACAAAAAUGGAUGAAGUCAAUUCAGAAUAUAAUAUUUUUCGGAAUCAAGCCGAAGUUCAGUACCAGUUAGAAACUGCACAGCUGAAUAAAAUAAUCGAGGAGAAGGAUGAACGUUUAGAACGUUUACAUGCACGAAUCGCUUUGUACGAAUCAUAUCCUGGACAGAACAGCGCUGUUUCUUCUUGUUUGGCCGAUGCAAAUAAUCGUACAGAUAUUACUGUGUGGGACAUGCUACCUGAUGUCAUACGUUCACAGUUAUGUGAACUGAAAGAAAAAUAUGGAGAUCUCAAUGCGCUUGUUUAUCGAAUGAUGUCAGAUCCAUCGGUAAAGCAAUAUGCCACUAUUACUAAGGUUAUGGAGAACAAAUCAACAGAUUGUUGUGGCUUAACUUCACUUCCGGAAUCAUCACAUUCAGAGUUAAUGAGCGGAAGCGACUCAUGCUUAACAUUAUGUGAAGCUAGAUCAAGCAUUGAAUCAUCAUCAGAAAGCGUAACCGAUACACUGCACCCGAAAGAAAUAAGUGGUGAAACAAAAGAUAUAUUACUUUUAAUGCUCGAUUCCAUUCGUAAUGCGGAGAUUCACGGCAAACUUAGUCCCAACAUACAACAAUUAUUAGAGCAUCUUCUUGCUGAUAUACAAGAAGGUGAUAAAUCAGUGCAACAAAUCAGUGGAGCGGUGAGUCGUUUUUUUGCGAAUUUGGAUUUAGCGCUGCGAAAAACACUGUCUGCAUCGGAUGACAACAGAGUUAAAUGUGAAAAACUGGAAAAAUUGUGUGUGGAGAUGACUUCUGAUCUCCGUAGUGCUCGAGAUGAGCUUCGCUCUGUCCUGAAUAAAUGCUCAGUAUAUGAAACAAAUAUUGAAAGCUUAAAAUUGCAGUCCAGAUGUGAAAGUCAGAAAUCUGCUGAAUUAUAUGAAAAUUUGAAGCGAACUCUUGAAGACAAUGACAAUUUAACCAAACAAAAAGAUGAUCUCACUGUUGCUCUGGGCAACAUAGAAGUAAUGUUAAAACGUAAGACGGAUCUGAAUUCACAAGCAGCUAACGUCAUCAAGUGUAUAAAAGGAGAGCUACAAGAAGCCAAGAAAUUUGAAGACCAGAUGAAUGAACGUUUGCGUGAACUAUAUAGAGAAAAAGAGAAAGUGAAACAAUUGUUGAGCGAACGGGAACUUGAUAUUGUCAAAUUGGAGUGUCGCCUUGUCGAAAAUACUAAUGAAUGUACAGUAAGAGCAUCUGAAUUGCAGCAUGCCGAAAGCAAAGUAGAUGAGUUGCGAAGACGGAAUGAAUAUUUAAAAAGGAAAUAUGAUAAGCGGGAAGGUUUCCUUGAAGAUAUGGAAGCGCUUCUUCGAGCUAUGAAGAUUCGUUGUGAAGGGCUGCAAGAAACUAAUCAACUACGGCAAAAUUUAAUUGAGAAGUUGAAAAAGCUUCUUGUGAAACUAGGCUGUAAUUUGGAAAACCCGCAUUUGAUCGCAAUUAAAAGGGCUAGUGCGUUUGAGAAUGGUGCAGUAAAGUUAGUGAAGAAAUCCAAGACACACAUGCGGCCAUCUUACCUGGAUCGAUUGAAAUUGGUAAAGAUUGCGCAGCGUCUCGAGAAGGAUACUGGCAAAAUAGAGGAAUUGGAGAAAUACCGAGGUAGUGAUAUUAUACACAUUCCAUCUUGGCGUAGUUUGAACACCAGUGUUUCAGUAUCAUCUGCCAGUAGUUGCGCUGAUAGAGUGCAGAACGUCGGUGUUACUACUAAUAGUACUAAUCAAACAACUCACGCCGUUUCUGAAAAUGGCUUUGGUAUACUGUAA